Molecule: messenger RNA, 1468 nt
Organism: Prorocentrum cordatum
Lineage: Eukaryota; Dinophyceae; Prorocentrales; Prorocentraceae
Source: the annotation of a GenBank genome assembly
UGGCGUUGUUUUCUGUUGCCCACGCGCUCCAGCGUAUAGCAUUUUGUUCGUUCGUUUGUUCUCCUCUUCCUCUGUGUUCUGUUUCCGUGGGCGUUUUGGCCCCCGCGAGAGCCAAAACGUCACCCCCCGAAGCGGAUGGCGCCCAACUAGAUCCCGUGCACCCCGGGUCCACGUCGAUCGCCUCCCGCAUCCAUGGAAAAGUACCGCAAGGUCGUGAAGCCCAAGUCCACCGAGGAAAUCGCGGAGGACGAAAUCCGUGUGACUGCCGCUGGCAGCGUCUCCGCGUACGUGUCCCGCGUGGCCAAGGUCUUCACCGAGCUGGAGAAGCCCAGCGUCACCAUCAAGGCGACGGGCGGGGCGCUGACGAAGGCCGUGACGCUGGCGGAGGUCGUGAAGCGUCGCUUCAAGGGCCUGCACCAGAUCACCAGCGUGGGAAGCCUCGAGGUCGUGGACGAGUACGAGCCGAUCGAGGAGGGCUUGGACCCGGUCACUGACACGCGCACCCUUACCGUUAUCGAGAUCAAGAUCUCGAAGGAGCCCCUCGACACUUCGGACAAGGGGUACCAAGCGCCCAUCGACGAGGCCCUGGUGACGGACUACGACCCAGACAAGGUGUCGAAGUCCCGGGGCCGCGGCAAGGGCAAGGGCAAGAGCAAGGGCAAGGGCAAGGGCAAAGGCAAGGAGCAGAGUGCCCCCAAGGGCAAAGGGAAGGGGAAGGCCGAGGAGCCGAAAGGUAAGGGCAAGGGCAAGACGUCCAAGGGCAAGGGCAAGGGAAAGGAGGAGCCGGAGCCGAAGGGCAAGGGCAAGGGCAAGAGCAAGGGCAAGGACGCACCCGAGCCGAAGGGCAAAGGGAAGGCGAAGGGGAAGGAGAAGGACACAGGCAAGGGUAAGGGCAAGGGCAAAGCCGAGCCCGAGCCGAAGGGCAAGGGCAAGGGCAAGGACAAAGACAAAGAUGCUGCCAAGGGCAAGGGCAAGGGGAAGAGCAAGCCCUCGAAGAGCGACUCCUGGGACUACCCGCCCCCGUCGUCCAAGGGCAAGAAGGGGUCCAGCAAAGGCAAGGGCAAGUCCUACGACGACUACGACGACUACGACUCGUACUCGUACGGCAAGGGGAAGUCCAAGGGAAAGUCCAAGAGCUACGGAGACUACGACGACUACGACAACUACGGCUACGGGAAGAGCAAGGGCAAGGGCAAGGGCAAGAGCAAGGGCAAGGGCAAGUACUGAUGCAAGUCGCCCAUGUUCUCAAGCUGGAGCUCUGCCAGGGGGGGUCACGAGUGAACGCGUAGGUCUGCUCUUCCUUUGCUCAGGGCGCCUCUCAUCCUCUUCGCUUCGUCCUCAGUCUUCGCCCUCCUCUUCUUCGCAGCUCCCUUGGCAUGCAUGACCGGUCGGAGGGGACCCUAUAUUACCUGUCCAGCUGCUUUAUCAUUUUCGAUCUCCCGUUCCUCCUCCUUUCCUCCUAUGCCCU